AUAAAUCGUUUCUUUGCUAUGGACUUUUUUCAUUGGCUAGAAAGUAGUUUAAGGUCGUCCUUAUACUUUACUUCCCCUCUCAGUUCAAACUUAACUGAGCAAGGAUAGUAAGAUGUUAGUUAUGUGGGAUCUCUGUUUUAAAAGAUGUCGGUUUAUCACAAAGAAGUUUAGCUCAUUUUUCUUCCUUGAUAAGUCUGGAAUAAUAAAACAUUAGUUAAUUAAAGUGGUAUAGGAAAACACAUAGUCUCCAUCAGUACCAUUACAUCUAAAGUCAAUGUUGUGUCUUCUUUUGGACUAGCCAACUGAAGGUACCGUAAAUGUAUCUUCUAAAAGAGGAUUCCAUAUCUUUUGCUUUUGCAAAUGAAUAUUGGGACCUCAGGUUUAUAGUCUCAAACUUGGAUAACUGUAAGCAUUAAGUGGCUAUACAGUAUCUGUUCACUAAACAAUACAUUUAAUAAAUAAACUAGCAUACCUUUGGUCUAUACUAUAAUAUACAGGUGUUUGUCCCGUUUUAAAGCAAAGUUCUAUGAAGUAUCUGCGGUGUUUUGUUUCUGCUCUUUAUGUGAAUUGACCCUUCGUAAAAUUUACCUAAAUACAUAAUAAAUAUACUGUAAUCGGUGUACCUUACUGCAACAGAUUCUUUAAAAUGAGUUGGAUGUUCCACUGCACUUUAAUAAUAGUGGCAUGUUUGCGGUUUACAAGUGCUGAUACUCCUGCUAACUGUACUUAUGAAGAUGCACAUGGUCGAUGGAUGUUUCAUAUCGGUGAUUAUAAAUCUAAAUGUCCUGAAACUUGAAUUCGAAACAGUCUGUCGUUAUCAGUCUCUUAUACCCGGAUAUUGCUAUUGAUGCAUCUGGAAACCGAGGACAUUGGACUCUAAUCUAUAAUCAAGGGUUUGAAGUAACAAUAAAUCAUCGCAAAUGGCUAGUUAUAUUCGCUUACAAAUCAACUGGAGAAUUUAAUUGCCAUAAAUCUAUGCCAAUGUGGACACAUGAUACUUUAAUUCGACAGUGGAAGUGUUUUGUAGCCGAAAAGAUUGGAGCGAAUGAUAAGUUUCAGACUAAUAAAUUAUUUGGUUCGAAAAGUUUUGGUCGAAAUCUCUACCGCAUUAACCCCUCUUUUGUCGACAAAAUAAAUGAACAUCAAAAAUCUUGGCGAGCAGAAAUUUAUCCAGAAUUAUCAAAGUAUACAAUAGAUGAACUUAGAAAUCGAGCUGGUGGUGUAAAGUCUAUGGUUACAAGACCUUCAGUGCUUAAUAGGAAAACUCCAUCAAAAGAACUAAUUUCAUUAACUAAAAAUCUUCCUUUGGAAUUUGACUGGACCAGUCCACCAGACGGUUCUAGAAGUCCUGUUACACCGAUUCGUAACCAAGGUGUAUGUGGAAGUUGUUAUGCGUUCGCCUCUGCUGCUGCACUCGAAGCUCGUAUUCGUUUGGUUAGUAAUUUUUCGGAGCAACCUAUCUUGUCUCCUCAAGCUGUGGUUGAUUGUAGCCCCUACUCUGAAGGAUGUAAUGGAGGUUUUCCUUUCUUAAUUGCUGGAAAAUAUGGAGAAGAUUUUGGUUUUGUCUCAGAACGUUGUGAUCCAUAUACUGGUAAAGAUACUAAAAAGUGUAAUGUAUCAAAAAACUGCACACGUUACUAUACGACAGAUUAUAGUUAUAUCGGUGGUUAUUAUGGCGCUACUAAUGAAAAAUUGAUGCAGUUAGAACUUGUUUCUAAUGGUCCAUUCCCUAUCGGUUUUGAAGUAUAUGAUGAUUUUCAAUUUUAUAGAGAAGGCAUCUACCACCAUACAACAGUUCAAAACGACCAGUACAAUUUCAAUCCAUUCGAAUUGACUAAUCAUGCUGUUUUAUUGGUUGGUUAUGGUGUGGAUAAGUUAUCCGGUGAACCAUAUUGGAAAGUAAAAAAUAGUUGGGGUGCUGAAUGGGGUGAACAAGGUUACUUUCGAAUACGUCGUGGUACAGAUGAAUGUGGUGUAGAAAGUUUAGGCGUACGUUUUGAUCCGGUGUUAUAAAAUCCUUUUACACUGAGAUGGAUGUUUGUUUCAACAUAGUUUUAUUUAAUUUUUAUAUGAUUAAAGCGUUCAAAAAUGGAACAGUUGAUAUCUGUCUCUUAUCAUAUGAACUAUUUUGAUUACGUAUUUUUCUUUAUGAUCAUUUGUUUAUAAUUACUAGACUUCUACUCAUCCAUUAGAAAUACAUACAUACAUGACAAAUCAUUAAAUAAACUUUAUUACUGCUGAAAUCUUCGAUAUUGUAAUACACAAAUUUAUUAUUUACUACCAUAUCUUUCUUUUGAUGUGUGCCUGAUCUUACGUUUCAGCUAACUGAUUGAUAUAAGUUCUAAAUGCAAAAAUAGCAUGACCACCCAUUGUUGGAUGAUUUUUUCGAUAUGGAAAUCAGCUUUGACAAACGUUUCAUGAAAGAAAGUUCUCAAAACUAGUACAUAAAUAUAAAACACUUCAUACAG
Messenger RNA from Schistosoma mattheei, 2468 nucleotides. Lineage: Eukaryota; Metazoa; Platyhelminthes; Trematoda; Strigeidida; Schistosomatidae. The record is from the annotation of a GenBank genome assembly.